AUGGAGUCUGGGGAAGUGAAGGUGGGCACAGAUACCCAAACUGGACCCUUCCGCAAUCAGGCACCAAUAGAGACACUGACUAUGGUAGAGCUAAGGGGCUUGGAACCACUUGACGACUGGCUUUCCUCUAAGCCAAGGUCAUGCUUCAAUAACUUGGCUAUUGGAGAGCUGAAGAGUCAAGAAAUCUUGGUUUAUAUCAGAACAUCUCCUAGAUGUACUCUGGGAAAAGAAGUGUCUGGAAUUUGGGGAAACCCUGUUGUUGUUUAUGCUCGCUCUUCACACACAAGCAUUUGGUUGCUCAUUAGACGCAAACACAUCCAAGGAGCGGGGCUCUGUCUUAAAGAGCACUCCACUGUUAUGGGUUCUAUGGCAAACCCACAUUUGACAUGA
Messenger RNA from Aspergillus niger, 390 nucleotides. RefSeq lists its product as hypothetical. Bases 1 to 390 code for a protein of 129 amino acids. The transcript has 2 exons. Lineage: Eukaryota; Fungi; Ascomycota; Eurotiomycetes; Eurotiales; Aspergillaceae. The record is from RefSeq and is a predicted model, not a curated record.